CAACAACAACAACAACAACAAACCGAAAGAUGUUUUGGCCAAAAAUUAAUAAUAAAUGAAUCGGACGAUUCAUCAUCAUCAUCAUCGAAGCAUGAAACAUUUCGUUUGCCUGAUAGCUAUGUCAAAAAGCCACCAAAAUCUAGCCGUUAUAAACCGAUCAAAAUAGCCGUUAAUUUAACAAUAUUGGAUACAACUAUUGAUAAAUUGGAAAAUGUUAUUGUAUUGGAUAUGCAAUUGAAAGAACGUUGGAAGGAUAAACGGUUAAGAAUGCGUAGAAAAAAUAAUAAUGAUAAUCAAAAACAAAAUGGCGAUAAAAAAGAUGAAGACUAUUAUGAUGAUGAUGAUUAUGAUACUGUUGAUGGAAUCGGUGGUCAAAAACGUCGAAAAAUGAUUGAAAAUUUUGUGCUUGAUGGAAAAUAUCUAACAAAAAUAUGGCAUCCAAUCAGCCACAUUAGGAAUAAUGCACAUGUAACAAAUGCAUUGUUUGAUAAACCAAAACAAACGUUGCAAAAAAUUAUUGAACAAGAAAAAUUGGUUGAAAACAUUUUCAUCAAUACAAAUGAAACGACAGCAUUUGUUUGGAUAUCAUUAAAGAUGCGUGUCAACAUUCCUAUAUAUGAAUGUCAUCGUGAUGAUAGCCGUAUGUUUCCAUUUGAUAAAAUUGAAUGUACAUUUCAUAUAACCAAUGCACUUUAUGAUAAACGAACAUUGAUCUAUGAAUGGGAUAAUGUCAAAUGGAAUCAUAAUGAAUAUCAUAGUGGACAAUUCUAUUUACAACAGCUGCAAACAUCAAUCGUCAAUGAACCAAUUAUUGAAUUGGAUGAAAGUGGCAAUGAACAUUCAAUAAUGCGUAUAGAUUUUAUGCUUAAUCGACAGAUUGGUGAUUAUAUACUGAAUAUUUAUGUUUUACAUAUAUUUCUAUUAAUUCUUUCAAUAUCAAUAUUUUGGAUAUCGAUACAAAAUAUUAUCAUCAGAAUAUCAUUAUCGAUUAUAAUAUUGAUUAUAAUUAAAUUUCAAACAUUUCAAACGCUGAAAGAAGAACAACGUAUCAUAACGGCAUUAAGUAUAUGGACAUUUGGUCUAAGUUUUUUAAUAAUUAUGGCCAUAUUAUGUCAUAUAUUAUCAUAUUAUAGUUUUCAACAUAAAUGGAAUGAAAAAAUUCUUGAUCAUUUAAUAGAAAAAUGUCGUCAUCAAUCGUCGUCUACGACUACGUCUAUAUCACAAUCACAAUCACAAUCACCAUCAAUGACGGAUAUGAAUAGUUCAAAUGAACCAACCAACGAUGAUAGGAUCAAUAAUUUAUCAUCAUCAUCACAAACAAGUAGCAGCUGUAAUGAUAAAUCAUUGAAUGAAAAAUUAAAAUUGAUUAAAAAACAAUGGAAUAAAUGGAAAAGAAAUCUAUUGAUACGAUUGAAUUCAAUGAUUGUAAAUAAUAUUAAAAGUAAUCAUAGUUAUGAUGAUACAAAUAUUGUCGAUAUUAUAUCACGAAUCAUAUUGAUUAUCAUUUAUUCAAUGUUUAUUGUAAUUUAUUUUAUUAAAUAUGCAAUCUAA
Dermatophagoides farinae (American house dust mite) is the source of this 1551-nucleotide messenger RNA. RefSeq lists its product as uncharacterized. Gene Ontology annotation, molecular function: transmembrane signaling receptor activity; extracellular ligand-gated monoatomic ion channel activity. The record is from RefSeq and is a predicted model, not a curated record. Gene Ontology annotation, biological process: monoatomic ion transmembrane transport. NCBI's taxonomy places the organism in Eukaryota, Metazoa, Arthropoda, Arachnida, Sarcoptiformes, Pyroglyphidae. Gene Ontology annotation, cellular component: membrane.